Molecule: messenger RNA, 8855 nt
Organism: Condylostylus longicornis
Lineage: Eukaryota; Metazoa; Arthropoda; Insecta; Diptera; Dolichopodidae
Product: bromodomain-containing protein DDB_G0280777
Exons: 13
Coding region: 441-5876 (1811 amino acids)
Biological process (GO): positive regulation of actin filament bundle assembly
Cellular component (GO): actin cytoskeleton; nucleus; Z disc
Molecular function (GO): actin binding
Source: RefSeq, a predicted model, not a curated record
UUCUUUAACAAAAACACACGCUAAAGAUUCAGCUUUUUUUGUUUUUGUUUUUCUUUCUAAUUAAAAAUAUUUAAGAACAAACAAAAAAAAUAGAUAAAUCUUUUUUUUUUAUUUGUUUUUAGAAAAAAAAAAAACAUUUUUUAAAAAAACAAAGAAGUAAAAAAAUUGAUCACAAAAUUUGAGUUUCAACUAUUUUUUUUUGUUUCUUCUUCAAAAAGAACAUCAGUUCUGUUAAAAAAAAAAAAAUUAUUAAAAAUUUAAAGAAUUCAAAUAGUUAAAAUUUUUUUUUUUUCAUUGGGUUUUAAGACGUUACACUAUAUUAUACAAAAAUAAAUUAAAAAUAAGUAAACGACGCUAAAAAAUUGAAAAAAAAAAUCGACCAAAAAAUAAAAAAAAAAAAAGUUUAAUUUGAAAAAAGGAGGAAAUUUUUGAUCUUCAAAAUGGAGGUUUCUGAAACAUCUGAUAACUCUGGUGUUCAAAAGAGCUCUGAAGCGAUUUCUGAAAGCUCUCAAGAGGAUGGUAAGGAUAUUGUUGUCAGCAAAGAAGAAAUAACAAAAACUGCUGAAGAUGGAUCAACAACAACAACAAUUGUUGUAAAAAAAAAAGUUUUAAUUAAAAAUCCUCCUGAAACUAAAUCUGAAGAGAAUGUUGAUGAAACUGUUACAAAGAAAGUUGAAAUAAACGACGAUGAAAAUGAAGAAAUUGAAGAGGAGAUUAUUGAAUAUGUUGAAGGUGAUGAUGAUGAAAAUGGUAAUGUUGAAACUGUUGUAGAAACAGUUGUUGUUUCAAAAAAAACAUCAUCAUCGUCACCAUCUGAUGGUAAUAAUAAUGAAAAUAAUAAAAAUGAUAGCGAAGCAUCAUCAACGACAACAACAAAAACUAUAACGAAAAAAAUAAUUAUACCAAAAAGUGAAAGUAUUGAAUCUGAAAAAGAAUCACCACGAACAUCAACAUUAAUUGAAAGUGAUGAAGAUGAAAAGAAAAUAACUGAAAGCCCUCAAAAAGAAAAGGUGGAAGAAAAACCAGAAAAAGCUUUAAAGGAGGAAAAGAGUGAACCGACUUCAAAAGAAGCUAGUGAAGCUCCUAAAACAAUUUCAAAGGAAAUAAUCAAAGAAGAACCAGAAGAAGAAGAAAAACAAGAGGCAGAAGUUGAGCAAAAAACAACAAAACAAUCUUCUCAAGCUGUUAAAGAAGAAGAAGAAGUAGAGGAAGUUGAAGAAGUAGUAGAAGAAGAGGAAGAAGAGGAGGAAGAGGAAGAAGAAGUUGAAGAAGAAUCUAUUAAAAAAUCAACUGAAAAUAAAGUACCAUCAUCUAAACCAGUUGAUGGCAUAGAAGAUAAAAUAGAAGCAAGUGAAAAAGUUUCUAUUACAAAACCACCAUUACCAAAACAACAAUCAUCUGAACAAAUGCAACAACAACAACAAACAACAAAGGUAGGAACAGAAAAUUGUGUUGAACAAAAUAGCUUGCUUAGCUUAGCAUCUAACAGUUGUACAUCAUCUGAUGAUAUAAAGCAGAAUAUUAAAAAUCAAUUAAAGGAUAUUAUAUCAGAUAUUGAUCGUAUUAUUAAACAGGAUGAAGAUAUACCACCACCAACCUCAUUGUCAUCUUCAGGUAGACAAUUAGAACCGCAACAACAGCCACAACAACGUCAGGUAUCAAAUUUGACAACACGUGAAGAAACUCAAGAAGAUGGUUAUAUUAAAAAAAGUGAAACAAUUGAAAGAAAUGAAAUACAAGUAAAGCCAAACAAAUGCAAACAUAUUUGCGCAUGUACCAACCCGGCUUUUUGUUUCUAUAGUCAGGAUCAUGGUGACGGAAGAACUGAAGUUCGUAGCACCGAAACGAAAACAAUCAUUCAAUCGACUAAUCCUCCAUACUAUAACAAUUUACCCUAUCAACAACAACUACAACAUCAACAACGUCAACAACAUAUUCCUUACUUAAAUGAUUCUGAUUUAAAAGGACAUCGUUCAAUGUCAUUACCUUCACAUAAUCAAUUUGUAUCCGAGCAAACAUCAUCAACAACAAAAAGAGUAGAUCUACAAAAAAUUUUCACCCCUGCAACAGAUGCUGACGAAAUUUUACCCAAAUCAAAUCGAAAACUAUAUGCAUCCUCGGCAUUUUACUCACCUAACCUCCAUCCAACCGUGGAGGAUCAGGUUGAGUUGGCUCGCAGGAUUUCACAUUCAUUGAGCGAUAUUAGCAAUCAACAAUCGAAGGGUCAAACGAUGUAUGUUAAUCGUAAGAAGCGAUCUGUCAAAUGGGUUCAUGAGGGUGAAGGAUGUGCUGAUAUCCCUGAAUUCAAUGGUUAUCAUCAUGAAGAACAUAAAGAGAAUGAAUCGUAUAGCUAUCAUGACAAAUUACCACUUAAAUUGGUUAUGAAUCCGCGUGGUCAAGUACGAGAUUUCUCCUCAGUACGUCAAGAAUAUAAUACGGAAUCCGGUUUGUUAUCACCAGAUAAAUGUGCUGAACUUGUUGCUGGUUUAAACGCUCCAAAAGGAAAAGGAGCUGAAUUGUUCGCAAAACGUAGAAAGAAGUCUGAGAAAUGGAUUGUUGAUGAAACAAAUGCUGCACAAUCUAGCCCAUCUGGUGUAACACCAUAUGCAACAACGUCACCAAAUAUUUUACCAGCAUAUUCAGAAGCUGGAAGGGCACGUGUUCAAUUGAAUAUGCAUCAAGAUCAAUUAACUGAUUUAUAUGCCCAACAAUAUGGUCAUCAACGUGUUAAACUAGUAAAAACACCAUGGGAAGCAGCAUUAGAAACUGGUUCAGCAGCUGCUGCAUUCGAAAGUGAUGUACCAACAUUUAAACAACCAUCUAGUUUUCAAUCAUCAUCACAAAAUUAUGGUGGAGCUGCUGAUUAUAAUCAAAUUUCAUCACAAUCAUAUUAUGAAACUGCAGAGUCAACCAAAUUACCGAAAACUUCUCCAUAUCAACCAAGAACUGCAUGGCAACCAAAUAGCCAAAGAGAUUUAGCUUAUAAACCAAGUAUACCACAAGGUUGGAAUGCACCAGCAACAUCUUUACCAAGAGAUAUUAAUAAUACUGAUUAUAAUGUAGAUUACAAUCUUGAUAUAAAUGAUUAUAAAAACAAUAAUAACAAUAAUAACUGUAAUAUGGAAUAUCGUAACACAAAUCAAAUGAAAAAAAAUUUAAGUAGUGAAUCACCAUCUGCAACAACAUCAAUAGAUAGUGGUAUUGUAUAUCAACAUCAGCAGCAUGAGGAACACGAACAACAAUUAAAGCAGGAACAUCAACAGCAUCAAUUAUUACAAAUACAUCAACUGGAGAAACAUAAACAAAAUCAAGAAACAAUAAAUACUAUAGAACAGCAACUUUUCGUUCAACAACAGCAAUUAAAACAAUAUAAAAGACAACAAUCGCAUGAAAUUGAUAAUCAUGAAUAUGAUUAUAAUCACCAUUUUGAUAAGAAUUAUUUAAAAUAUGAUAAUAUUGAUAAUAAUGUUGUAAAUUAUAAUAAUGAUAAUGAAUAUUUAUUAAAUGAAUAUGCAACAUUCAAAAACUGUAUUAAUAAUACAAGUAUUAUUAAAUCUACAUUAUCUAAUACAAAUGUUAUAACAGAUAAAAUCAUGGAAAAUGAAAAUUCAGAUAGAAAUUCUAAUACUAUAUCAAUAAAAUCGGAAAAACAGCAAACAGCACAUCAACAAUAUCAGCAACAAACUUAUAAAAAAGAGCAAUUAAAACAACAUGAAUAUGAUAGAAAUAAUGUCAUAAAUAAUAAUGAAAAAAUGAUUGAUGAUAAUAUAAUUGAUGUUAAAGUAUCACAAAGAAAAGCAAUAUUUGAAAGGCAAAUACAGGAGCAACAACGUAAAUUUGAAGAACAAGAGAAACAAUUACGCAUAUUACAUCAUCGUAAAUUAAGUAAUGAAAUAUUAAAGAAACAAAAGGAACAACAGUAUCAACAGAAACAGCAAUUUCAACAAAAAUAUCUAUUGAACAAGGAGAAACAACAGCAACAAAACCAAAUUGAAGAACAAACACAAUAUAAUAAUAAUAAUAGUAAUAGUAAUAAUACGGAGCAAAUUCUUUUGAUAAAUUCUGCCAAAGAAAAUUCUCAAUAUAAAAAUAAUAAUAUGAUAAUAAAGAAUAAUCAAAAUUUUUAUAAUAAUAAUAACAAUGGUAAUAUUAAUAAUAAUAACAAUAUUCAUAAAAAUGUAUCUAAUAAUGAUUUAUACAUCAAUAAUACCAAUACUAAAAAUGAUAAUAAUGAAAAUAAUAAUAAUAAUAAUUAUAAAAACGAUAACAAUAGUAACAAUAACGAUAUUAAUAAUAACAAUAAUGAUGAUAAUAAUAAUUAUACAAAAAUACCAGUUAAACAAUUAAUAUCAUCAUUUGAGCAUCAAGUACAUCAGACAAAAGAUAAACUUGCAUUAAGUAGAAAAUAUCAAGAACAAUUAGAAAAAUAUAUGAAAGAGAAAUCUGGUUCAUCAAAUAUAACAUUAAACAUAUGGUUCCCAAAUAAAUAUAAUGACAAUGAUGUAAAUAAUAACCAUUAUGAUAAUAAUAAAGAUAUGUUACAAAAUCAUGAAAAUGAUAAUAAUAAUAAUAAUAAUAAUAAUAAUAAUAAUAAUAAUAAUAAUAAUAAUAUUGAAAAUAAAAAUAAUUUCAUAUUACAACACAUUGAGGCAGAGACAAGUAAUAAAUAUAAUGAUAACUUAAAGCAAGAUAAUAAUAAUAAUAAUAAUAAUAAAAUGGAUCAAAAUGAUAAUGUUAAACGAAUAAAUGAUAACGAUAAUAAAACUGAUGAAAAUGAUAAUAAUAAAGAGUUAUACGUUCCUAAAGAAAUACCUUUAGAUGGUUAUAAUCCACCAUCAACAGAAAAAUAUUUACCAUCAAACCCAUCAGCAUAUUCAUCAUCUGGUUAUGGUAGUGGUGGUACUAGUAGUUUUCCAAUAACAUCAAGUAAUUAUUCAACAUCAUCAACAUCAUAUUCAAACUAUGGUUUACCAACGACAAAUUAUGGUUCAUCAAUAUCGUCAACAACAACAAAAUUAACAUCAAACAAUGAAAAAUUAGCAUCAUAUAAUGAUUAUGGUCAAUCAUGUACAACUGAUAACACAUCAUCACAUUAUGAAGUAACAAAAUCUUUUCCAUUAUCAACACAUUCAGCAUAUGAAUCAGCAAUUACUCGUUCAACAAGUGGUGGUGGUAUUGGUGGCAGUAAUAAUGAAUAUGGUGGCUCAUCAUCAUAUUCAGCAACAACAAUACAACAAUCUCAAAGUAGUAGUGGUGGUGGUGCUGGUGGCCAGCAGCAUCAUUUUCCAUUAUCGAAUAAAUCAGCACAAUAUUAUUCAUCACCACCAUCAUAUAAAGGAAUUAAUAAUUGGAAACAAACUAGUGGUGUUGUUAAUCAUCAUCCAUCAACUAAUUUUAAUCCAUCACCAUUGCCAUAUGAAAAAUUGGCUAAAUUUGAAAAUCCAGAUCCAGAUGAUGUAACUACAUCAUAUUAUCCGCCAAGACAUCAUAUACCAAUACGUUCACCAUCAAAACCACGCAAUAUAUCAUCACCAUCAGGUCAAUAUUUAUCAAGUUCAGCACCAGUUGGUAGUGGUGCUGUUGGUGGUAUUGGGGGUCAUCAUAUCACAUCAUCAUCAUCACCAUUAAAUGUAACAUCAUCGUAUAAUGUGUCUUCCUCAACAACAUCUCAAACAGUUGCGCCAAAAUCUCAUCAUCAUCAUGGUGGUAGUUAUAAUAAAUGUAAAAAUUAUAAUACAGCCGCACGUGGUUGGGGACAAUCAUCAAAUUGUUAUAAACCGAUAACAUUUGGUUUAUCUGAUGGCCCGGGGAUUGGUGUUGGUUCAGUUGGUAUAACAGCAACUGGUGGUGCUAAUAUGCCCUAUACAGAUUUUUAGAAAAGAAAAUCUAGAUGUGUUUAAAAAAAAAUAAAUUUAUAAAAAAAUUGUAUAAUUAAAGAUUCUGUUAUUGGCUUAUAUAUGUAUAUUAUGUGUAUACAUACAUAUAUAUGUGUAUAUAUUAUUUUAUUAGUUUGUUUUUUUUUCUUUUAAUAAUUUAUUAUCUUAUUCAUUUUUGUCAUAAUAUUUCAUUUAAUUUAUAGUAACUAAAAAUUAUUGUUCUCUUUAUUUAAUUUAAGAUUAGAAAGAAACAUUAUUCAUUCUUAAAUUUUAAAAACUAAAAUUUACAUUGAUUCAAAGUCAAGAUAAUAUAUUCAAAACAAAAUUAAAUUUAGACAUAAAUAUAUGUGUUCUAUUUAUUCUAAAAGCUAUUAAUAAUUGAUAGUAAGUUCUUUUAUUAUUAUUCUUGAAGAUGGUAAUCAAAUAACUAUAACUUUUUGUAUUAAAACCAUUUUAUCUUAAAAUGAACGUACAGAAAAUUAUGGCGUUGUAUGUAUACAAAACAAAUGUAUAAAAAACAAAUUGUUUUUCAAACAAAAUCAAAUAAAGAUUUUAACAUCAAAUAUUUUUAAUCUUAAACAAGAUCAAUUAAAAUAUAAUUUAAUUUGUUUUUUUUUUUUGUUUACGAAUAUUUUUGCUGUAUUUUUAAACAUUUUCAAUAAAGUGAUUUUUUAUAUCAAUAAAAAAAUUUGAUUCUUAAAAAAGGCUUAGUGAAAAUAAUUUGCGUAAUAUUUUUAAGUUAAAGUAUUUGUCAGUAACAAAAAAAAAGAACAACAUUUGAACAUAUAAAAAUGAUAUUGAAAUUUAUAAUUAAUACCAAAAUAAAAAUUACAUAUAUAUAAAUGUAUUUUGUUAUAUUAUUUUUACUAGAAAAGCCAAAAACUAAAAAAAAAAUAAUAUUGUAUUUAGUAUCAUUACGGAUAUUUUUGUUGGCCAAUUGAUAAAUUAUAAUUUCAAAUUUUACUCUUUAACUUUUUUGUAUAACGUUGACAUCUUUCAGUAGAUUGUAAAACGAUUUUCGCAAUAGAAUUGAUCAAUUUAAACCUUUAUCAUGUUAAAUUUAAUAAUAAAAUUUUAUAAAUGAUAUGAAAAUGAUAUGAAAUCAUCAUUUAAAGCAUUAUCAAGAAAAAUUAUCUUAUUGAUUGGAUUAAUAAUUAUAAAUAUUUAAAUAAUUCAAUUCAAAUUCAAAUAAAAAUAGAUUGAUUGAUAAUAUUUGAAAAUUGUUUAUAUAUUGGAUUAUUAAUUAAUUAAUAAAUAAAUUUGUUUUUCGUUUUAGACGAUUGUAAAAAUUAAUAUUGUUUUUUUUUUUUCGAUUUAUUUCUCUUUUGACAUAAAAUCAAUAAUAUAUUCUUAAAUGUAGAGAUUGAACUCACUCAUUUACGAUUUUUAGGUUACAUUUUUCAUCUUGCAUUUGUUUAUUUAUAAUAAAUGCAAUAAUCAUUGCAUAAAGAAACUUUUCUUAACUAUUAUACAAUGAUUACUAGUACAGAAAAUUAUAUAUAUAUCAUGUAUAAUACAAACUAUCAUGGUGACAUAAAAUUAUGUAAAGUUAUAUGAAUAAAUAACUUAAUUAUAUUUUGAAAAAUUAAUUAAAUUUGGAAAUGUUUAAUAUACAAUUGCUUAUAUACAAUGUUCAUAAUAUACAUAUAUAUAUAAAUUUUGCAAUAUUUAAAAUUUAAUAUUAAAAAUGUAAAAAUUUCAACUCAAAUUAAAAAAACAAGAAAAUGUUUAACAUUAUUAUUAUAUAAGAAAUUUUUAUUUCGAUUGUAAUAAGAAAAUGAACAGAUAUCUUAAAAAUUUAUUCUAGAUUUUAUUUAAUUUUCAUUUAAUUUCCUCAUUUAGUACUUUUGUGAAAUUAAUUUUUUUUUUCCUUAAAGAAAUUUGAUUUAAAUUGAAUUUUUUUUUUUGUAUAGUUUUAUAAUAUCAAGCAAUGUGCCAGCUUUUAAAUAGUCAAAUGUUGUUUUGAAUUAUGCAUUGACGAAAAAUAGGAAAAUUCAAAAAAUUUUUUUUUUUUUAAAUCUUUGAUACUUUUUUCAAUUACACCAGAUUUUUUUUUGUCAUAAACUGUUAUUUCAUAGAUUAGGUGAAAUUAUAAUCACAAUUAUUUUUUUUUUUUAAAUAAUUGCUAUAACAUUUUUAAAACCAUUCUACGUUUUGUAAUAUGUUUGAGUUUGAAAUUUUAAAUUUGAAAUUUACUUUUAGUAUUUCAAUAAAAUACAUUUUUUUUUUUGCUUAAUAUAAUUUAUAAGAUAUUUAAUUUUAACUUUUUUUAAUACAUUUUAUUUAGAUUUGAACAUCAAAUAAUUAUAAUCUUGUUUUAUUUUUAAAUUUUCUUUUUUUUAAUAUUAUUACAUAUAUAAAAUUAGUUAUUAUAUGAACAAAAACUAGAAAAACAAAACAUUAGUUUUUUUUUGUUAAUUUGUUAUUACUAUAGCUGUUUGUUGAACGCUUUUAGUUAUUUAAAUUAUAUAUUUAUAUAUAUUUAUAUUAUUUUUAAUUAAUUACCUUUUACCGUAACAAUACAAUUUAUAAAAUUUAACAGAAAACAAUUUGAAAUGUCAAAAUUGAAAGUUAUUUGAUCAAAAAUAAUAUUGAUUUUUUCAUAAUUUUUCUUUUUAAUUUUUGUUUGAUGUUUAGAUAUUCUUAAAAGGGUCGUGUAUAACUUAUUUAUGUUAGUUAUAUUUUAUUUAUAUGAAAAAUACUUACGUACAUCAUAUAUUUAUAUAUACUAUUAUAUUAUAAACAAACAAAAAAAAUUACAUAAACACAAAAAGAAGAAAAACAAAUGUGACUCGAAUAUUUUGGAAGAUUGUCCUUAAAACUCUACCAAAAAUAAAAAAAAAUUAAAAAAGAAGUUAAAAAAAAAUAAUGUUUUAAAAAUUUUUGUUUAAAUUUUUACAAUUUUGUUUUCUUAAUUCUCUUUAUUUAUUUAUUUAUUUAUUUUUGUUAAUCUCGACGCGACAUUGUUACUUAAAUACA